CGGAUACCCCCGGACUGAGACCCCCGGGCACAGGAUCGGGAUCCCAGCCAUGGACACCUUCCAGUCUCCAGCCGGCUCAUCCCGCAGGGAGAGACCAGAUGCAGGGCCCGUAUCCGUCACCAUCCCGGCCUCUCCCUUCAUGCAGAAGUUGGGAUAUGGCACCGGAGUCAACGUGUACCUGAUGAAAAGGUCUCCCAGGGGUUUGUCCCGCUCCCCCUGGGCCAUAAAGAAGAUCAAUUCCAAGUGCAACCGGAGCCAGCAGAGCCUCUACGGGGAGAGGCUGAGGGAAGAGGCCAAAAUCCUGCGGGACCUCCAGCAUCCCAACAUCAAAACCCCUCUGACUGGAUUCUGA
Molecule: messenger RNA, 352 nt
Organism: Pipra filicauda (Wire-tailed manakin)
Lineage: Eukaryota; Metazoa; Chordata; Aves; Passeriformes; Pipridae
Product: lymphokine-activated killer T-cell-originated protein kinase
Exons: 5
Coding region: 50-352 (100 amino acids)
Biological process (GO): protein phosphorylation
Molecular function (GO): protein kinase activity; ATP binding
Source: RefSeq, a predicted model, not a curated record